CGAAGCCCCUGAAAGGGCGGCGAGGACCGACCGGCCCCGGCCCGCCAUGGAGCAAGAUACAAAGGAGGAGGUCUCAGAGAAACCAAAGUCUGCUCCGACUGCAGAGAAAUACGGCUGGAUUAAGAAAAGCAGCGGGGGGCUCCUGGGAUUGUGGAAGGAUCGUUAUAUCCAGCUACGGAAAACACAGCUCGUGGUCUAUGAGGAUGAGGAUGAACAGAAGUGCAUAGAAACAGUGGAACUGGAGAGUUAUGACAAGUGCCAGGAACUGCGUGCGCUACUAAAAAAGAAAAACCGUUUCAUUUUAAUCCGCUCCCCGGGUAAGAAGGUUCAUGAUAUCAAAUUUCAAGCUCCAACUUUGGAAGAAAAGGAAUCGUGGAUAAAAGCUCUUAAUGAAGGGAUCAAUAGAGGCAAAAACAAAGUAUUUGAUGAGGUGAAAGUAGACGAGAGCCUUUCCUUGGACCACGUAACUCGGGACAGAGUGAAAAUGACCCACGGACGCAGGCCACCCACGAGAAGUCACCUAAAGGAGGCUGCCAAGUCUACAUCAGAUGGUAUCCUGCGACUAGAUCUGGAUAUAGUAGACAAUGGACCGCCAAACUUUGAUUCCACCAUCAGCGAAAGUGACGAUGUGCCCCCUCAGAAGGAAACUCCAAAGCCACCUAUGCCACCUACAAAACCCACUGGCACAAAAGAAAACCAAGAUGCAGAGAACAAUGUUCCUCACCAGGAACAUAAAAAACCUCUGUCUCCUCCAUUGCCUCCAGAUAAGAAGCUUAAGGAAGGCAUAGCAUCAAAGGACAAUGUAAAUGCCAAGGAAGAGGACUCUGUAAGCCCAGAGGAGAAUGUGGAAGGAUCCCAAGCACCAAGUGAGGAGAACAGAGAGAACCUCAUUGAGGUCAGCAACAGGGGCAUAGCAAAAGCUCCAAUUCCUCUUCCUAAGAGCGUGCCAGACAAGCUAAAAGUAGCUUGGGACCAACCAGUCCCUGAGCCUAAAAACACAGAAGACUUGAAAUCAUCAGGAGAUAGCAGCAAAGACAACCUUGCCGAGAUUGCUGCUGCAGAUGUUACAAAGCCUCCUGUUCCUCCUAAGGUUCUGUCAGAAAAAAUGUUAGCCACAAUGAACUCCAGCCAUGGUGACCUGGAAGCUGGGGGCUGGGAAGACCUGGAGUCUGGCAGCUCCAAGCCCCCGGUGAACGGGAUCGCAGCCAGCGAGGCAGCAGAGUUCACAUCCCCAACAGUUGAAACUGAAGAAGGAAAUGGGAGAACCUCUGCCGAGAAGGAACAGCAAACUUCAGCAGAAGAGACAGAGACUUCCUUAGCUACAGAAACAGGCCAUGAGAGUGUAAAAGCAACUAUUGAGAAGAAAGAGUCUGCGGAAAGCACUUCAGGUCUCAAACUUCGCAGUUCUUCUCUGGGAGACUUGCUGUCUGAUUCCAAAAAUACACAGAGAGCACUUCCAGGCCAAGGUUUCCCGAAGGAAUCCCAUCAACACUUAGCUAAAAUGGAGGAGAAAGUUGCUAAUGAAAGGGAAAAGACAGAAAAACUUCUGCAGAAGGUUUUACGUGAAGGGUUGGAACAGGCCCAGGAGGGGAAUGGACCCCCAGUGAUGGCAGAGACGUUGCUCAAUGAGGCAGUAGAACAACUUCGGCAAGCUACACAAGUUUUGCAGGAAAUUAAAGGUCUUGGAGAACUGAAAAAAGAAGCAACACAGAAACAGAAAGAAAAGCAAAAGGAUCUAGUGACUCUUUAUAGGAGAAGUGCGCCCUGACAUACUCUUCAAAGAGGCUUCUUUCUCAAAAUCAAAGCUAAACAUUUGCCAUUUAUGAUUUGUACCAUUGCUAGGCCAGUGUUUAAAAGGUGGUGUUUUGCUGUGCACACACCAUGUUUAUGGGACAGAAUUGAGCUUUCAGUUAUAGCAUCUUUCUCUCUUUCUUCAUGCUGUACAUACCAGUCCGGUUCUAAUCCUCUUAGCACAGCAGAAGGUUACAGGACGUUGAACAGUUUCAAAAAUGUGAAUGCUCUUUAAGGACUCUGUCCAAAGUCCUUUCAAUGGAUCAGGCCUUAAAAAUUACUGGUAAUCAAACCAAGCCAGAUUUUUGAAAGGAGCAGAAUGGCUAUUCUAGCAGAAGCCCCUGUCUAUCUGUAUUUACAGACAAGCAGAUACCAGAUUACACUGGCACCUGUCUGGUUUUCCCAGUUAAAUCAUUUAAGGAUAAAUUUAGUCAGUGUUUGUUCACUUGCUGGCAAGGUUUCCCAGACCACCUGGCCCAGGGACAUCUAGGAAUGUAAAGAUAAAUGGUUUAGUCUUCUCCAAAGAUACUCAUAAAACCACAUCCACAGUUAAAAAAUGACCUCACACAGAGGCAAACGGAACUGGCCAAUUCCUGACUACAAGCAGUGUCCUCAGAUCUGGCGCAGCUGUACGGAGGCACUCUUCUGAGUCUGGCUGUGCAGAGCUUUAGGUGUGCUAAGCACUGUGUAAGUGAAGGCAAGUCUCAAUGCAUCGUUGCCAGGCAAGUAUUAAUUGUUCCUGUUUCAUUAAUAGGGAAAUUGAGGCAAAGAGGUUACACUUGGCCAUCUAGCAGCGCAACAUGUUGAUUAUUGAGGACCAUACCUACCUGGUAACUCUGAAUCCCCUCAUCGUUGUUGGGAACAAUUAGCCAGGCAUUUGGAGAACUUGUGUCCAGGAGAUCCCCAGGAGCUUCCGAGGAGAGCUGUCAUUAAGAAGCUUUAGGGAUGUGUGUUCACUUAGCUGUACGCUCGUUCUCUGUGUUGUCUUGGGAUGUUAACUGACAGGAGCGUGCACAUCAGGCAGCGGGUCUGGAUGAGAUCCCUCUUCCUAUUUAACAGGUCUCUACCUGCUGUGUCCUGGCUAGCCUGAGAGCCACGGUUUGGCACAGACGUCUGUAAUUUGAGUACAUGGAGGGAAAGGCAUUUUGCACGCACAACUUUGGGGCUGGUCCCAGUGGCUUAAGUACGUUAAAAUAAAAAUGCAUCGCUACAGAAAGGUCUGAGGAAGGCAUUGCAGAAGGCUCUGGCACAAUUCCCACAGCUUCCCUGCCCACCUGCUGAAAGCAACCACAGUUCCCGUGGUCUUUAGUGAUUACAGCGGUGAUAAAAUCAUGUCUUUGCACCGCUGCUGUAUAGCCCCGUACCUGAGCUGGGUCCCCUCCCCUAUUCUCUAUAGCUGCUCUGAAGAGAAUCGUAUGACAGCCUGAAGGGCUUCUCCUUUGCUUGAGCCAGACUGUGGAAGCACGGAAAAGGGCAAUCUUCCCAGUCUGGGUUUAAGGAGUGACACGCUACCUAAGCUUUUUUCUCUCGUUUACCAGCACUGCCCUCUUAGCUCACCCAUUUCUUUUUCUUCUAUUCUUUCUUUUAUGAUUUCCCAGGUUCCACAAGGCUGCAAUGGGCUGCAAACACCCCCCAUAGCAGCAGCCCAGUAAAGCUUCAUCUGAGCCUCUUCUUAGGCUAGGCAGUGGGCACUUCAGGUCUGAGCACAGAAAGGUUGGCUUUGGGCUUCCAAAUAUCCUGUUUUUCACCACCUGGAGCCAGCAAGACAGGUAGUGACUAGAACUGAUGCUUCUGCCUCUUUUGAUUAAACCAGCCUUGGUUUCAGUGGUCUGUCUCCCUCUCAAGACAGCCAUAGACAUCACAUGGGAAUUCACUUGUUAUUCUCUCACGUGGCAAGUUCUACACAGUGAAACACUCAGGGCUCAGGUGCCAAAAAGCUUUGCUUUGAGACAAAAAGUUUCCUACGUCCUAAGCCCACUCCCAGGCACACAGCCUGGAGCAAACUCUGGAUCUGUGUCAUUUGCUGCUGUAGAUUCAAUGUGAACCAUGGGUCUUAUUCACCUUUCCAGACAUACUUAGGACAAGGGCUAAUAACACAGACAAUAUUCAGUGCCUAUCUGCUACCUAAAUGUAUUUUUCUGCAUGUGCACUUUUGUUUACCGAACACUGUGUGGUAUGAAUGUGAGCUGUCAGAACCUGGUGUGCACUGGAAGUCGAGGGACAUCAGCUUCAGAGAGCAGGCAGGCUUUUGCAAGAUGCAGUUCUAUAACAAGAGAUAAAUUAGAUGGGGAAAAAACCAGUUCACACUAACAGGAAUAUACACAAACCAGGGCAAACUCUGGGUACAGGUUCAUAUCCCAAAGCUGAAGCCAGUCCUAAACUCCAGGAUGGGCAAAUCAAAGCCUGGAACUGAAAACCCCAGAGAAUGGAACCAGCUUAUGGGAUAGCUCAGUCCCCUAAUUUAUAUACAAAUGCUUUUGCUCUCACAGGUGUUUUCUUGUGGCAGUGUGUUCUGUGGAUACCCGUCUGGCAAAGCGCUGAUGAAAAUACCCAGACAUCCCUGUCUGUUGCAGCCAAACCUACAGGAUGUGCUUAUAUUUACUGUAUAUUUUUAUAUUAUACUGAAUAUUCUAAUGAAUAAAUGUCUGACAUUUUAUUGAAUACCCAUCAGUAGCAAUCUUAACAGAUAAACCCCCCUAUAUCUGUUAGGAAAUGGGCAAGUUAAAUCAUUUUACAAGCUACAGCUAAUUACUGUAUUUGCUGUACUAACAGAACUUACUAGAUUUGUAUUAUGUCUUGUAAAUAGGUAUAACUUAAGUGGAAUCUCCGUAGCACCCAGUAACUCUACUGCUGAAAACGCUAUGUUAGAGACUCUUUGGUUUUAACUAUUUUUUCUAAUAGGGUUAGCAGUUCAUCCUAAAAUGUCUAGCCCGGCCGUAAGCCUGAUUCACCUGGACUUUGCAGGAAAAAACGCAUCAUGUUCCUUCUGCAGUUUUCCCACUUGUUCUUCUCAUUCUGGACACGUGCCAGGCCCUGCCUAGGGCUGGAAACUGCCUUCUGGGGUGCUUUUUACAUGCUCCUCUGAAAAUGCAGCGCUGAUUAGAGUCAGAAACAGGAUCCUGGUCUGCUCUGACCUCAUACAGCAACUCCCAUCUUCAGUGUACCUCCUGCCACCAUGCACUUUGUUUUAAACCUCCCUGUAAACUUACAUCUAAUUUCUGGCUGCACUGAGGCUGGUUUUUUGUGCCUGAAAACCCUCUGGGCAUGGAGCGCUGGGGUGUGAGUCUGUGUUUUGGGCUGUGCCACCAGGUUACAUGUCUGUGACAGGAAGGAAGUGAGUUUGCAAGCAAGCAAAUGUGGAUGACUAUCUGAAAAGCAGCUGCUGCAGCCCGUGGAAAGGCAGCACUUUGUCUCCUGCUUGUAAAGAGCUUUGAGAUUUGGCAAUAAAACCCCCUUUUAAAUA
Messenger RNA from Gymnogyps californianus (California condor), 5254 nucleotides. It is a transcript of the gene PLEKHO2, whose product is annotated as pleckstrin homology domain containing O2. Lineage: Eukaryota; Metazoa; Chordata; Aves; Accipitriformes; Cathartidae. Gene Ontology annotation, biological process: macrophage apoptotic process. The transcript is spliced from 6 exons. Bases 47 to 1768 code for a protein of 573 amino acids. The record is from RefSeq and is a predicted model, not a curated record.